This is a messenger RNA of Pocillopora meandrina, 24205 nucleotides long. NCBI's taxonomy places the organism in Eukaryota, Metazoa, Cnidaria, Anthozoa, Scleractinia, Pocilloporidae. The record is from the annotation of a GenBank genome assembly.
AUGUCGAACUCAUCCAAUCAGCCCGCGUAUCAACGUUUUGAUACAGCAGAGAUUCUGGCAGAAUUCCUGGGUAAGAUACUACAGAGAUGUUUGUCAGUCUUUUGAUCCCAGAAUAACGAUUUUAUUUUACACAAUAAAACCGUUAUUGCAGUUCAGAGGCUGAGAAAAGGGCAAUAUAGAGGGGAACAUGGGUGUUUUUAUCUCUUUUAGCUAGUCGUAUUUCCGUACUUAUUUCCCAGCCAACUCCAUCCCUCUACCAUUUUUUUCCUUGCCAAUUGUGCGAUAUACCUCAUGUAGAGGAUUAUUUAGCCCUCUACAGAGAUUCUGAUGGUCGUCAAGCUGCAUAAUCGAAUUUAUUUGCUAUGCCAUGUGUGGCUGUAGCUUGAAAUCUUCAUUUCAAAACUGGGACUACUCCUUCGAGAAGAUGAAAAACGACGGCUGAAGUAAAUAUGUUAAUUACAUCAUAAUUUGUGUUUCAAGCCUUUAACCAACAAAACUGGACAGUGUUUCAUUUAGCUGUUUCGUUUUGCUCUCUUGCUUGCAUUCAGCAUUGAACCAGGCACUUUUUCCUAUGGAGUUCAGGUAUAGGGCCCGAGUCUAGUUUCACGAAAGCGAGGCUAGUUAGGCCGUUGACCAAUGAAAGCUCAAGGCUUUACUACACGUGACGUGAUUGGCUGCUGCAACUGACGUGAUAGCACUGUUUCUUCGAACUAUGACAAUACUAAAAUAUGAUUAAUUCAAUGAUGUCUUCCAUAGUUUUUGUAGCGGUUCGAAAGUCGACAGUAAACAUCUUAAAGCUUUCCAUUCGUGACUUGUAUUAUUAUUCGGUUUGACAUUUACACCCAAAUAUCCGUCACUGGAUUUCAAACUCUGGAUCAUUAGUUUAGCUUUGGAUUUAAAGGGUGUAGAACGGAAAACAAUGAAAAACCUCUGCAUGGCUUUAGGUCAGUGGAGGAGAUUGGCUGAAAGGUGCCAUUUUUUGCUCACCCUGCUUUCUUAUCCUUUCCGCUAAUAGCCGGAGAGUCUGGUACAAAACGAAGGCUGGUUAAAGAAGAAGGCUGAAAAUUAGUGUAAAGUCAAUAUUAAUGCUCGAUUCGAAGUGAGCUACCGAUAAAGUCAACUAUGAGACAUAGAUAUGUAAACAUAUUUUUUGGAACAGAUAGGAAUAAUAUAUUAUUUGUACGGAUGUAAAAGUAUGAGUGAAAUUUAUUCUUAACUAUUGUUGAUUAUUUUUACCAACUGUCCAUGAUAUCUUUUUUUUAUUCUCAUUUUAGACUCUCCUUCGGAUCAUCAUAACUUGGUUACUACGGACUCUAGCCCUGUUGUAUCGCCCAACUUUCUAUCACAGCUAGUGAUGCAUAAUGAACCACAAUACCUCAACCCCCUUCAGCCUGGUUGCCCCUCACCACCAGACAGCGAAAGAACAAACACACCUUCUCCCUUUGCAACUCACACCGUUCAAACACACGAUACCCUCCCAGAUGGGAACUUCGUUUGCGAACCCCUUAUUCCGAGUGCUGGACCGUCCGGUGCAGAUUUACGAGCGCCUUGUCAGUACCAGACUUUCAGCCUUCCGCGUGAUCGUGAAGGAGGAACCAAUUUUGGCCGAUACUCAGAUAGAAGAGUUCAGGUGACCCAUGCCCAUUGCAAUGAAGCGAAUAUCAAGAUCCUUAAUCCGCGGGCAGAAUACGACAAAGUGCAGAGAAAGCACGGACAUAGAGGGAAAUUUUCAGAGCAAAGAGUAGCAAAAGGAAAGGUAGAGCUGAAGCCUUUUCUCGCGACAGUGCAAACCUGAGAUUUGUUUUUUGAUCGAUCAAAAACUACAAUCUGAUUGGGUAUGCUACUCGCUAUCUAUUACGUGGUAGAUAGUGGGUAAAUUAAGUGAGUAGAAUAACGGUAUGCGGUUAUAGACAAAAUUAAAAUAAAACCACGGCCCUGUCUUCUUGUUAAGUUUUAAACAAACAGCAGACUUGAAUACUAUAACAAGUACUUUUUCUGGUGAUUUCUAUUUUUUUUUUCAGGCUUCGUCCUCGUUAGCUAUUUAGCAAUAGAAAUCUCGAGUUGAUGAGUAAUUGUUUUGAAAAUAUGCAGUGGUAAAAAUUGUUGCCAAGCACUGUUUUAAUUUUUUUGAUAACAAGCUUGACAAUUCUGGCUCAAUGUGGCUCUCAAUAAGUUCUUUUUAGGGUUCCUUUUUGGCUGAUUUCAGGUUGAGAUGGAAAUAGACACACAGCUGCCUCUUCGUCAACUAGAAGUUUAUGUGUUGCGUGAUUUUGAAGCUGAAAAGAAGCUCUUCGCUAAAGACCCAAAAGCAUACGGAGUAGGAGAGAUACUAUUUCCUGAGAAGGAUGUCCAAGAAAUUAAUACUCCUGGUAGGUACAGAUCAGUAACUACCGCGCCAAAUGCUUUGCAAAUACAGAGGCGAAAUUUAUUGAGAUCCUUGAUCGCUUAUUUCGGUCAAAAAUCGACUGAGUUAGAGUACUCAAUUCUCCAUCGAUGAAUUAUCCCAAAAGUUACUCUUUCCCUGAUCUCUCGGGUGAAACUCGCACAUUGCCUCUUGGAUGAAGAAUGAACAAAAAUCUGCAGUAGUAAAUUUGUAGCAUAGCAUUGGAUAUUUUCAAGGAGAUCCCUCAGGUAUUUGGAAAUAUUGUUAAUCAAAGUUAUCUAAAAUGACUGAAUAUGGUUUAUCUUAAGAAUGAGGAGUCUACGGGGGAUUCAGGCGUAGUGCUGUACCUUGUUUUCUCACAUUCUGUAUGGAUCCACUUUUGGUUCUACUUUUGCCUCCGAUUGGUUGAGUGGGUUAAGCAAGGGUCCUUAACUGAUCAGUGAUAGUUGAAAAGCAAAACCAAUGCGAUCUCGCAUUAUAUGAAAAUUGCUGUACUGGUGGUGGUGAAAAGGCUUCAGUAUGUAAAUCUUAAAACAUUUUCUCUCAGGUCAAAACCCCAAGUACGUUUGCAAAAUCGACCUUGACUCCGUGUACAAAACAGAGGAUGGUAAGGAGAUUUACCGACUGGAAAAGACGAGAGGCUUAGAAUACAACCGAUUCCAUCUAAAAGUCUUCCUCGAGUUAAACAAUGGACAGAGGUUGGUCCUUUUCCCUUAUGAGUUUGUACUAAAGAGCAGCAAGACCGUGAAAGGUAAGCACAUGGAUCCCCUAAGAUUUCUUACAGCACCAUACGCAGCAUUAGUGCAAGCAUCAAAUAAUAUCUAUCUACCUCUUGGAAAUGUAGGAGGUAAAUGUUAAUAGUGAUGAUAAUCGUAAGAUAGUGAUGUUUCCUCAGUCAGUGAUGCAGUCAUACUUAGAAUAAUGAAAUUCGCGAUACUUCCAACUGAAGUCAAAUUUGAGACCACCUGAUUCCAAGUAAUUCUUUUACUUUGGAGCGCUUUUCGAUUAAGUGCCGUAAAAUUAAGAGCAAAGAAAUCACAGCAGCAAAUCAGAGCAAAUUAAGGAAGAAGUUACCAGAGCCUUCGAGAACUCAAAAUGAAGAAAAAAGAGCGCGGAAAACGCGAGUUGCUGAGACGCCGUUGGUUCUAGUUUUGCAUUUGAUUGGUUGAGAAAAUGGCGCAAAUUUUCUGGACCAAUCACAAAGAGAAGUACAACAAAACGUAUGUAAUCCUGACUUUUUUUUGACACUCAAUUAAUUUAGCAUUGGGUUGUGGGAAACUCCCGACAGCUUGGCGUGUAAACUUGGUUUUCGUCACAAACAUUUUGCACGUAUACCAACCAUUCUGUCAUGACUUGAAUGUAGACGUGAUGCUUUUAUAUCAGUGAUGCAAUUGAAGAUGAUGCCUUUUGUUAAGCUUACUGUUCAGAUGAAAGUUUUGAUAGUGUGGGUUCACUCAAUCGAACCUCCAAGGUUCUUGAAGUGAAAAUUACCUUUGGUAGUAACUGAUGUUGAAAAAAACCAUCAUUUUGCAAUAGUUAUUUCUUUCUUUGUGUGAUAAAAGUUAAAUUUGAUGGUAAAAGUGGGGUAUUCGAAUAUUAAAGUGAUGCGAGGGAGUUUUAGAAUUCCUGAAGAGUAUCCCUUAAAAGUAUCAGUGUUUAUGUAUGCAUCCUAGGAAAAGAUGUAUAUUACCAACGGGUGUUACCCAAUGCGUUGAAAAUUUUGGAUUGCGGUAACAACUGUUUCGUUGCUCACUCUUGUGUUACUGUAGACACCACAAAUGAUACCAAAACCCUCAUUUAAGCCCUUUGAAGAUACGCUGAUCACCUCUCCCGCGUUUAAAGUAGUUUUAAUUCAAUUCUAUUUCAAAAGUUCCGAGGGAACCUCAAAGUGUCCUCUCACCUCAAACAGCUUGCUCUUUAACCUCUCAUCGUCAAGUUCCUCCAGGUAAGAAUUACUUAAUUGUUAACGAUUUUACGUCUCUAGUUACCUAUAAGCUUAAAACAUUUGAUCAUUAUACCGGGGAUAUCUCGACGUAUGGAUAGCGAGGAGACGAGUACGAAAAUCUUGAGCGAAAGCCAUUUUCCGAUAUGAUCUUUUCGUUAGAGGUGAUGGCUCGAGAAAGAUCGUGGAGUUAUGUUUGAACUUAGGAAUACUAUUUCGUUUUAGAAAUUUUUCCUGUAGUCACUAGAGUACUGAGGAGCAUUUCAUCGCCCGAUGUGAUUCCUAACGUUUAACUUGGUCAUUCAUCACAGCUUUUUGGCCAGGAGUGUGAUAACCUGAGCAAUAGUGACGUUUAAAACUCCAAAACAUGAAAAUGUUUUAGAGCUGGGGCAUACUGAAGUUUCUUAUUGAUCUUACUCCUAGCCUCCAGAUGAACUAGUGCCUUGAGACGUAUUCGGAGAAAGCGAGACACCAAAAGGCGAUCGGAGUCAGUUUUGCAUUUGAUUGGUCUAAUAUGAAACAUGCGGUUUCAAAAGUGUUACUUUCGACGCUCCUUUGAGACGAGUAGUUUUUCCAAAGCUUAAGCUGAAGAACUGACCUUUUCCACCGUUCAUUGAAUCAAAAUUACUUUGUGAUUUAUUUUCACGAUUCCUACAGAUAGCCGGUAUGAAAGUUUUAUAUGCCAACAAAUCGAAGCGGAUAUAGCUAAGAUAAAAGACCUCGAAGUUGAACAGAUAAAAACAGCGAACCACGACAUCGCUUACUACGUCAAACGGCAGAAUGAAAGUCCAUUUGAGGAAGGUGACGUGGUGGGAUUCUUUGAAAGAAAAACAGGAGGCACUGUUAUCGAUUUCUUGACCAGUGAUAAUGCUCAUGAAGCCCGGCUGGCUGGUGUAAUAAGUAGGUCAGCGUACCUAGUCGGGAACACAGGGCAAUAUGACGAAGAAGAAGAUGGUAAGUAACAGUUGUUGCAUGUCGUGCAAACAUAAUCGAUAGUUCGAAUUUAUAAAAAGGAUCGCGUAAGCAUCAGUGAUUGUUGCUCUAUAUACUUAAAGUAACUACGAAACCCAACAUUUUAGCAACGAAAGUCGCUUUUAUGGAUGUACAAGACUAUGAAGGCUUAAAUUCCAUGGCCUUUUCUAGUCGCCUGUUUUUGUACCUGGGAUCGUGCUAUACGUAUGUUUUAAAAAGGGUUGCUUUUUGUUUUGUUUUUCUUUUGGGGAAGGGAUGAUUACAAUGUCGUAGAGAUACCUUGUCUUUUUAUUUUUAAUUUAAACCUAGAUAUUUGUGAUAUUUUUCUUUGGCCAUGUGAACGUAAGGGUGGGGGGGAAGGGACGGUCUAAGAUCCCCCUGGAACCCAUUUGAUUUCCCAAACCCCCCUCCAGCCGAUGAAUAAUAACCGGUCCCUAACUCUGUAUCUUUGUAACACUCAGAUGCUGAUCUUGUGUGCAUCAUCGGACAGAUUAAAGUGAAAGUCAUUGGCGAAGUGAGACCUGGACAACUGGUUUACGCUUGCCCCAGUAAUAAGUUCCCAGGGGUGGCAAUUGCCACACCAGAACAAGGUAAAAACAAAUUGAUAUAAUUAACACAGAGAUAUAGUUGGGUUUGUCUGUACAGUUACAGGUUCUAUCAGCUCAGUACCACUUGAAAAACCAACAACAUCGUAUUUUAUCUCUGUUUGAGGGUAUAGACAAUGGAGAUUACCCCGCCACCUUUUGGAGAGCUAUCUAGACAGUGAAGAGGAAUUUGAAUCCGAGAAAAAAAAUUUGGAGAAGAAUUUAUAUUAAUUCCUUCACCACAUUUAAAGUUAUGCCUGGUUCAUACACCAUCAUAAAUUACAUUUUUGUAUCACUUUUUCUUGAUUCAAAGAAAACUGUGCAAUUGGCUACCGCCUAGCUACAAUUUUAAUCGCACAAUUUAUAAUUCUGCAAGGUGCUCCGGCGAACUUUUUAACAAAAAGAUCCCAUAUUGCUGCGAGUCUGUUCAGCAAUAGAUCAAAGAUGGUGUCUAAAUGUUGUAAGAACCAAAAGGUGGCACACAGGACACAGCUGGGUGUGUCACUGAUGUACUUUCCACAUUAUGACGUUUUCUGUGGUCUGUUACUGAACAGACCCACGUUAAUAUCGAAUCUCUUUGUUUUAAGUAAUAACGGAGCAAAAAGUAGUUUAUGGUGACGUCAUCUAUGACGUUGUCCUCCAAUAGAUCAUGGGUAAGAACCAAUCAAAAUGUGUGAAUGAUUGACCUUAUUAUAUAAUUCGUAUUACAUAGGUCAAAGUCUUCACUGGUUUUUUUUUAUCUUCUUUGUAUACAAUACCAACCAAACUAAGGAUGUAAUUAUGAAAUGAAGGUUAAUUCGUUUAAUUUGUCUCACGAUGAAAGAGUCAGGCUAAUCAAUCGUGUAUUGAUCGUAACUGAUACACGAUUGAAGAGGUCAAGAUUAAUCAGCCUGACCCUUACAUCGUGAGACAAACUAUUGAACGUUCAUUGAUCUUGAAAUUACGAUGAACGACAACCUUUUUUGAUGUAACAUGUCUUUGAUUCCCUUUUUUUCAUUUAGGAGACGAUCGACGAACCUUGAUCGGCUAUGCUAUGGGUGGAUCGUCUGGUCCUGGGGUUUCCAAGGUGGACUGCAUUGUGUCUUUAGUACUGAGCAUCGGUGUACAGGAGCAGUUACGAGCGUUGGAUCAAAUGAGACUAAGUAUCGAGGAAGUGAGGGAAAACCUGUACACUAGUAUAGAUACAGUUGGUUUUAGAAUUGCAAGAAUGCAAAGAGGCUGGAGAGGUAAGAGGUGUAGAAGAGAUAGAGUGAAAUAAACGAUCCAGGGCUCCUUAUGUCACCAUUAAAAUUAUUUUUCAGAGACAAUUACUUUGAUAAGUUUAGGAAGAAUUCUAGAAAGUUGCCAACGCCUGCACUUGUUUUCUUUAACGGUGUUCUUCGCUUUUUUUUUCUGUUUGAUUGACACCAAUUGCAAAUGACAUACUUACGAAAUUUGGGCUGAAUUUUCAAGAUGCACAAGAUAUAAGAUGACAUAUAACAAUGUCCUGUGACCUCUUUCUGGGGACACGCAAAAAUGUUUGGGAAUGCUGUUAAAUUAGGUAUCCAAGGGUAUAUUAUAGUUAAACAGUGACGAAAUUCCACUGAACACGACUUCAGCUGACGUGAAGUCUGAGAUGUCUGGAACUUUUGAUAACAGGACACCACUUGUUCAACAUCGCAGUACAAACCUAAUUAUACUUAAAGAUGAUUGGAUUCGAUUUUUCCAUGAUAGCAUCUCAUGGUGAGGUCCCUUCUAGUCUCUGAAAAGACUCUCCUCUCUUGUUUUAAAACUACUGCCACUAGAGAUCACGUUUCUACCACAUGGCAGGGAACUAUCUUAGUAUGUAGAUAUUAACCCUUUAACUCUCAGAGAUGAUUAACUUAUAACUUCUCCCUAUAAUAUCCAUACAUUAUCCAGCGAACUGGUCGUGAGAAUACUCAGGCUUAUCAGGUACGAGAUAUUAUAAUGAUCCAACGCCGAAUUCUUGUAACAAAUUUACAACGAAAUGUGUAGCAGCUAGAGGGGAGAAUUGACAAUCCAAUUUUGGGAGUUAAAGGGUUAACAAAAUAUCUGAAUGAGUGCGAGAAAGAAUUAGUUGUACGCUUGGCACCAAUCAGAGUUCGGACAAUGACACCAAUGCAUAAUGUUGUAUUUUUUCAUUUUUUAGGGUUGUGGAAAAAACUGCUUGCAGUAACUGUAUUCCUGGCAAUCGCAUCUGUCGUUUGUGCCCUGAUGUUAGCUCCAAGUUCUCCAUACGUCAAAGCCAAGUGCAGAGCUAAUAGUAUUAAAGGCCACACGCUCACCUUUAAAUUCUAUCCUAAGGAUUCGGACGUAAGAGUUCUUUUCCUAUUAGAGCGCUUUCCGAUUUAGUGUCGCAGAAUUAAAACGAAAGUGACCAUAACAGCCAAUCAGAGCGAAAGAAAAUAUUAUAGGGAGCCAAUCAGAAUGAAAGUAAAAACAAGCUAAAUGCCUAAAGCGCGGGGAAACGCGGUUUACUUCGCCGUGCGACUGGUCGUAAAAACUCGCAUCUCCCUAUUAGCGCCUCUUAUCAAAUAAAAUGAUUUCUCGCGUUUUCCCGCGUUGCAAGAAGUUUGCUCGUUUUUACUUUGAGAUCUCAGUGGUUCCUUAUGGCAUUUUCCUUACACUGAAUGUGUUUGGCCAUUUUGGACCCUUUUUUGCGGCUUUUUCGACGCUCAAUCGCAAUUCGCUCUGGAAAGAAUUUAUAACGAUUGACUUAAAUGAAAAAUAUUCCAAAAUUACAAAGCUGGGUUGUCACUCGAGCUCGUUUGUCCUCGAUUUUCGCAGGAUCUUAAAUCACGAAGCUAACAAACACAAUGAUUCCAGUUGUUUCUCUAAAUCUGACUCUUCUCUGUUUUGUUUCCAAGGACGAAGUUAUUGUGAAAGGGUUGGAGUUUAGAUGGGAAAAGCUGAAAAAGAAAUUAAGCCUGAGAUUCGACAAAAUAAAUAGAACAGGUUGGUAUUUAAACAUUUGAUCUGCUCUUUUACUUUUCCCUCCGAUUUACAGGAUUGACCAGAAUGUUAUUUCCUCUACCAAUUUUAACACCCUGUUAAGCAAGCAGGUAAAGAGAAUUAUUAAACAGACCGUGCGGAAAGCUCCCUAAUCCUGUGCUCAAGCCAACACUCGAAUGUUGUGUUUAUGUCUGGUUAUUAAGCAAAAAGUUGGGGGAAACACGCUUAAACGUUGCAAAAAAAAAAAAAAAAUGGCUGAAGAGGAAUAGAUGAACGAAAAGGAAAUUGGAGUUCCCUACUGAGCAAUAAUGGACCCUAACACUGUUUAGUUGUUGUUGUUUUAGAAGUGGCGGGAAAAGGGGGGGGGGCGGUGCGUGAUUUAGCUAAGUUGAGUUAACAUGUCAACUCACAACUACGGUUUUCAUUUUUUAAUUGAUGGCAUUGCAACUGCUAUUUCCAUUAUUAUUUAUAAAUAUUUUCAAAAUGAUCAACAAGAAACGAAAGAUGAAUUUUAACGAGGUUCUAUUUAGUUCUGUUUGCUCCAAGCACUGACUUACGUUAUCAAAUUUGGUUGGAAAUUCUGUUUCCAGUUCUGGUAAAAAUUUUUCAAAUGACCCCAAACACAAUGUAACCACAUAUAAGCUCUGUAAUUUGUUGGAUGUAUUUCACGGGUUCUGGUAAUAAACAGUAGGCUGUUGUAACUCUGCAGAGGAAUACCGUUACUUUCUGAACAAGAUUCGCUGUGAAACCGGUGGAAUUCGUUCUGUUGCAUCAUGGCUUGAUCCGUCACCAGUGGAACCCAAGGUCAAUGUGCUUGCCGUAAAUCCUGACUGUAAGGAGGUCUUCUACCACAGUCGGAAGGAUGGGAAAUGGCAACAGUACCACGCUGUGGAAGACGUUUAUUGUAAUCCAGCGUCAGUUCCUUAACAAAAAACUCUCAGAAGUAGAUAUUGUAGUGAUACUGUAUUGUAGUCGGUUUUCAUGCAAUGUUGAUGAUUAUUGCUGUUGUGGUAACUGGAUUUUCCGUUAUGAUAAGUAGAUAACAAUAAUGUCGAAAGAAGAAUUUACUAAUUUUACUUGUUCAUUAUCUCGGUAAAAGUUUCAAUUUCUCGUGGAUGUUUGUACAUUUAAAGACACUGGCAAUGACCGACUGAAUCAAAGGUUGGAAUGUUUCGUUAGCGAUCGAGCGAAGUAGACCUAGGGUAACAGGAGCGCUACGUAAUUUGAGCCACAAACACUUAAAAGCAAUAGUUUCAUUUGCUGUGUUGAUUUGAAAACAGACCUGGCCUUCAAGAGUGUGAAUGUUUUACUCUCGACAUGGUUUUACAGGGAACCAGCAGUGCAGAAAAACGUAUAUUUUCAACCUUCAGAACAAAUAUAGGAGCCGAAACGUACUCCCUCGAGGGAGAUGUGAAAUUGUGAAGUAAAACCCAGAUGACGCCAGAUGUUAAAUAAACGCAGAAGUUAGGUAUCUCAAAAAGAAAAACGUCGUAAUUUUGAGAGUCUUGCGCAUAUCCACUAUAUGAAUUGCUUUAGUGAUACCAUAGGCGCCUCUUGAAAUUAUCAUCAACAUAGAUAGCAUGUAGAUAGACUUUAAUUUUAAAAGUAGGAGUAUUUUUGUCAAUAUUUUAUACCAGUGUAGUGAUAGGAACAGUUUCUGGUAAAACAAGAAACCUGAUGGAUUUUUAGGAAGAUCUAUGAAGUAUCAGACCGUGAUCUAACUAGUUGGUGUUUACCAGUUGCUCUCAGGAAAUGGUUUUUAUUUUGGGGCUCUUUUCGCCGCAGGCUCUUGACAAACGUAGGAACAUCUUAAUUUCGCAUAGUAACUAAUUAAACGCCCAGUUAUGUGCGUACUGAAGUGAAGUCAGUAGCUGAAUUUUAGCUUUUCGUUGAGGAAAAGGAAGUCUCGAUCUGCCAGAGUGGGUGCAACACUUCUGACCUAGCGAAACCGAGCAAAAUGAUAAAGUAGCAAAUAUUACAGAGCUCUGUGAGCUCGGGAUUGAAGAAUUCUAUUAUUACAGAGAUCUAGCCUGAUUUUAUUCUACGAUGGUCACGUACAUUGGUUAUUUAUGUGAUUGCAAUAAACAUUUGUCUACGUGUUAGUGCUUCAUUGUAAUGAAAAAAAAACCUUCUGUGUGCUUAAUACGUGAUCUAACAACAACAUCGAUUUUGAUGGAAGCGAAAUAAUUUGAAAUCAUUACUAAAUAUUGAACGUUUUAACGGGGCAAAAUUGACAUUUAAAAAUCACGUUAAUGGGUUUACAUCACCAAUAAAUAACCGCAGGUUAUCUUAAAUCCGCAACAGUAAAUCACGCAUUGGUUGUCGUUUAAUCAAUAAUGUUCCCGCAACAAUUAUAACGUUUCCCGUUAGUGGUCCCUCCCAAAGCUUAGCGUUGAAAAAUACGAAACAAAGAAAGCUUUUAUUCUCUCUUUUUGGUCUCAAAAGCAAGACUAGUAACCAGCUUUCUGUUGAGGUAAGUUAGUAUGUUAUCGGCCAAGCUUCAAUAGACGAAGACCGCCUCUCCUUCAACAGCGCUUUAAGUCCGUCUUCCAACAACGAUAUGAGUGCAAAUCUUCAGUUUGAGUUACGGUAAAUUGACCGCUGGUUCUCUUUAAAAACAUGUGUCCUCUGAGUAUGUUUUUACAUUUGUAUUUGUGAGGAAUGAAAUGUUAAGUAUGCUAUGAUGUUUUCCCGGUCGGUUUCUUUGAAUGAGCAGGUUGUUGAUGUUAGAAUUAACGGUUAUUGCAUUUUUUUUCUCUUUGAUUUCCCGUUAAUAUUUUAUCUACUUGAGUAAAUAGCUUGUAAUUUUAAGAGUUCUUAUGCCUUCUUUUAAGCUUAUCGUGAUGUUUCAUUAGAUGCCUCUCGAAGGAAAAUAUGACUCGGCGAAUGUCUCACAGUGUCUUCAAAUUUAAUUUAAAUUACACUUAGUUUUUCAAUUGCUGAAAAGUUUUUCAAUUUUCCAAGAUUGGGUUACUGUACAACCAGCCACCUUGACUUUAUGAACGUAAAUUAACGAAAACAUUACUGCUAAAGCGUGUAUUUCUCAUUUGCUUGUAGUCGGUCUUCCAUGUGCAAUUAUUUUUAAGACAUCUGCCUGAUGUUGUUUUGAAGCUUCAAAGCCAAUCGUUUUGUGAGGUAUAUCCAUUUAGCUGAUAUCUCCUGCUAUUUUGAAGUUCAUUUCAGCUUGACUCACCACCGAAAGGCUCCGAAAAGACGCCUCAAGUCAAAACUGCAAAACUACUAACAAAACUUUUCUUCUUUGAGGUAAGAGCUUUUUGUAUUUAACAAUUUACUUACGAAAUCAUAUCAUCUUUUUUUUGUUGAAAGAAUCAAAGGUUUAAGGAAAUUUCGCCAUUGCAGACUAAAGAAAGACAGUUCUCUAUUGAAUAUUGCUGCAGUAUGUCUUAGGUUAUUCGGCGAUUAUAUAAAGUUGUUAUAACUAUGCGUGAAAAGUUUGCCUGCGUAGAUUUUCAAUGUAUCAAUCUUCUUCGUUUCGACGAAAAGUAAACGGUGAUUUUUUUUUUAAUGGCUAUACCAAUUAAAUCGUUUUUAACUUCAGGCACAAAAAAAAAAAAAAUACGUUGUGUCUGAUUUCACGUCUCCGAGACGAACCAUUAUUCAGUUUUGUAAACUUAUUUGCAAAUCACUUCUUAGUUGUAACUACCGUGGGAAGGUUUCUACUUUUUCAAGAGAAAGAAGAAGUAGAGAUUUUUUUAAAUGGAAAAUUUUUUCGUUAGACUCUGAUUUUUAGCAAUUGCUUUGUUGUAAAUUUAAACUCAAGUUUAUCCCGAAAAAGCUCAAUUCGGGCGAAAUUUUUUUCAUCUGGAAUUUGAUCAUUAAGGCUAGCGAUGUCCAGGGUCAAGAAAAGGGAAAAUGAUGUCUUCAUUACGUUUCUUUGCUAUGGACUAAAGCUGACGUUUCGAGGUGAAGCCGUUCGUCAGUCUUCAUGGUCGUCCAAGGAUUUUUUUCCAACCCAGUUAUGUUAGCAAAAAAAAUUCUUUUGACGGGGUAUUUAAGCAAAAUGGGUAAAGGCUUCCCAUGCGAGCGAAGCACCAUUUCGCCAAAGCGUAUCUUCAGUGUGAGGUACUUCAAGGGUAAUUCAUUUUGUUCCCGUUCGUUUCGAAUGCAUAAGUCGCACAACAAGGGGUCAUUUUUGGAGAUAUGGAAAUUCCCCCAUACGGAUGGGUUGUUUCUCUUUUAAGAUGACGUCUUUUUAAAAUUUGCGAAACAGAGCCGGAGUUCUUUGCAUAUUUUCCUACGAGAGCAUGCUCUGAAUUGAUAAUUUUGAUUGGUAACCAAAGUUUAAUCAUUUUUCUCGAAGAUAUAUUUAUUCCAUUAGAAAUCAGUAUUACAACGGUUCAUUUCGUAAACAAUUUUUUUGAUUAAAUGACUUUUCCUCGUUCAAUUCAAGAGUAAGGAAAACUAAAUUAAGCAAUAGACAGCACUUCCUAUCAGUCUGUUGGCAUAAUGACCCACACAGGAUCUUAGGAGAACAUGCAAAAAGUUAGUAAAGUACGGGCCAGAGGCGAAUGAUUUACAAAGUUUUUGAGUGCAUAGACGAUAGGUUUUUGACCAAUCAGAGCGCUCGUCUUAUCUCAGUAAUUUUAUGAAACUUACUGUUUUUGGGAAUAAUUCGCACAGGGAAAAACUUCAUUUUAUUCAAACCAAUGGACUUUUCUUUCAUAUCUAAAUUAUCGAUGUAAAUUGGCUCACUGAUGAAAGAUGGGAAAAGAUUUAAAAAAAUAUGUCAUUUAACUGCUUAUUGCACAAUUCAAAAUAUGUACAGAGCCAAAACAUUCCUUUGAAUUUAUUUUAAUGUUAAGAGCAAUGGCUGUUUAAUCUUUUUCUCUGAUCGUAUCGCGAAUCGCAUUUUAAAACUGGUCGACUUAAUUAAAUCAAUGGGUUUUUUUAUGAUAAAGUACAUGUACUGGACAAAUCAAGCAUAAUUGAUUAGUGCAAAAACGUGUUUUAGGUUGAGUUUAGAAUGAUAACAAGAUGCGAUUGACCUUCGCUAACAAAUGAGUUCAUGUUUUUGGCAAAUCUCGAAAAAUUGCUUUUAUCUUCCUUUGUGAAUUUUUCUAAAGUAAGUGUUAAGUUGCCAGUUUUUUCAUUCUUUUCAUUUAAGCGGAGUAAAUGAAGUGCAGAGAGACCAGUAGAUGUGCAUGAGUAACGCUUCACAUGUAGACAUUUUGUUCACGAACUAAAGAUUGUUUGUAUUAAACAUUCUUUCUUUUUUCUAAGAUAAUCAUUUAAAGAGCUUUUCAGAACUCAAUCUACCGAACAAGAUUACUCUUUAGAACCGAACACUUUGGGUUGCAACCUCUGAAUCGAUUAUGACCUCGUCAUUUGACCCAGAGAAACUCAAAAGCUAGCAACGUCAGGUGUGCUUGAAUAUUGAAAUAAAUGAAAUAAAUGAAAUGUUUUUAUAAUUGUUAUAAAAUAGUCUUUAUGACGUCAUUGUACAUGUGUAAACACAAAUCUAUGCCCAAUGUUUGUCGAAUCGCUAAAUUCCAAAGGUUGUACUAUGAUCUACCUUCAGUUAUGGGGGAACAUUUCAUUAAUUCAUGGAGAGUUUCAGUACAUCAUUCAAAACGCGCUAAUCUAACUCUCAAGAUUGCUAGUGAGACUCUGUAGACAUUUUGUACUUAUCUGAUUCGUUUUCGAGGAAGUGUUUAUCUUUUUCCCUUCACUAUUAAUUAAUGGUUCGAUAGUGUGCCUAUAAUGUGUUUAGCUCUUGGCUAGCGGUAAGAGUAUCACACAGGACGCUAAUCAUGAUCGAAAAUCGAUUUAUUCAAGAAUAUUCUAAUCAUUCGUCACUAAUCGAGGCAAAUAUUUGAUUUGCAAAGUUUGUCUAUUACAAACUACAGCAUCUGUUACUUCAAUAAUAUUAACAGAAAUGUAUUCCUUUCGCGACGAAAACAAACCUUUCUAGAUUUUGCGAUUCCUUUUAAAAUGAUCGUGCGGAAAAAAAGCUUUGACUAAACUGUGAACCAAACGCUACAUAACUACUAAAUUAUUAACAUUGGUAAUACCUCACAAAUACGUUUUGACUGAAACGAAUUUGAGACAUUUCCAAUGCAGUAAACAAUGCAAUUAAAUUUAAUGGUAUUCUCAAAUUUUAGUGGCAUUUUAGCGAUUGUUGCUUUUUGUUUCAAUCUUCCAUUCCCGAAGAGCUGAUUUAGUAAUUAUUUUUGAAUAGACUUAUAUCUUGUAGCAUUACUUAUUUUUAAUUCAAUGUGUUUGAGGCAAUUUACACCUGCUGGCCAAUAAGCGUGAAAAAGGAUGUUUAAUUUUUCUGGCCAAUGGGAAACGAUGUCGAAAAAUGAAUCUUAUUGAUAUUAAUAGCUGUUGAAAGAUUCUAGAAUAGGAGGCCAGUGAGUUGAAGCUUCUCUCUAGAAAAAAACGUUUCAUUGAACACUCGGUCGCUCUAUUAUACUAACACAUUAUUUACACUAAACCUUGUUAUCUCUCCUUAGAAAACCCGCUCAAAGCAGUAUGGGAGUUUCGUUUACAACGAGGAAGGGAACUGUCGUUAUCUGGUUCCUAAUUAUAACAUUCUUUCACGGACUACUAACAAGGUAAAUAAUGAGAAAAAUUCACACUGAAUAUAUAUUUAAUUAUCUAGACAAUAUCCUUGAAAGUAUUCAGAUUCGCACUAAAGAAACUAUCAAUGUUUCGUUUACCCUUUUCCUUCUUGCGUAAUAUUUUCAAUGCUCAUUGUUCAGGAAUACCGACUGCGAUUCUCGACUAUGUUUUUCUUGUCAUACCCAAAACAGCGUGGGACGCCAAGCUGACCAGAAAAAUGCCCGAAGUUUACAAAACAAUCUUUCUAUUUAUAUGAAGUUUGAAUGCGAAAUAACCGCUCUGAAGGGAACGUACAAAACUGUCAAAGUGGAAAAAAACUCAACAGUCGCUCGUGUAUUUUGUCACCUUUUUUUUAAAACCCAUAAUGAAAGUAAUUUAGUAAUGGUAACAUAAUGGCAUAAACAAUGUACAGUAGAAAUUGAAGUACCUCGAAACGACCGUACUUUCUCACUAUAAACCACAUCUAACUUUCUCCUCUGAUAUUCAACUCUAAUGUUGAGUACUCAAAUUGGAGAUUUUUCAUAAAAAAAUGGUUCACAGAAAGCUCGCACGUUUGAGAUGUUUAAGGACAUUAAAAAUGGUUCAUACACGUUUAGUUUAGGUGUUUUUAUUUUGCAUUAUAAAAAUAUGAAUAGGGGCGUGUAAGCUACGAAACUGAGAUCAAUGGAUCUCAAUUGAACGACAAAACUUCCUCGGAAACACGGUUUUUUUCCGUCGGACACCCACUGUAAGAGAGUUAAUUUUUUUGAUGGGAAUGUAAAGGGAGGUCUCGGCAUAACCAUUAUCAGUUUGAUCGUAAGCGAAAAUAGAUUAGGAAAACAAAUCUAAAUUAAAAUACAUUUUUGAAGCAACAGUGGCGAAUAUUUUGAUAAUUCUUGACGUAUUUCUAAAUAUAGAACCAAAGAGGAUUAUUAAAAAUUUACUUCUUUCCGAAUUAAUUUACUGUUUAUCAUUGCAAAUGAAAUUAAUUGUUUUGUAUUUUAUAACGCAGAAUUUGUUCCUGUCUUCCUUCCUCAAUUACGCAUAUCACAGACAAAGAACUGACUUGCUACAAAAGUGUCAUUCAGUUACCGUUUAACUUACACUCCAUGUUAUUUCAUGCUAGCUACACCAAAACUUUUGUAUUUACAUGAAGCUGAAAGACCAUUUCUGUUGAAUACCUAACUGACGUUUUUCCCACCUAAAUGAAUACUCUGAUGAAAAGGGAAAGAAAUAUUUUUCGGCUUGUUGUACUUGGUAGAGUUUCUCCCUAUAAAACUAUGGAGGAUUUUGAAAGAUAAAGUUCUAACGAGUCCAACAGAUCACAACACGAACUCAGUAAGUGACGAGUCCCUUUUUUCACACUUAUGAGUCUUACUCGUUCUUGAUAUCAAUACGACGAAGUACAUAACGAGCUUGAAUUUAAAAUAUGAGAUAGCAAUUUCAUAAAUAGGUGUAAGGUUGUUACGGUUUUUCGAUGCACUUUUGUUUUGGUACCACUCCUAUAUUAAACAUACAGUUUUAUUUAUUCUACCGAGUCUAAAAGCAGAGCUUUCAUUCUGUAGUUUUUGCACGAGAGUACAAUAAAGCAAUUUGCCUGAAAAAGGCUUUACAAUUUUGAAAGGACAGUCGUCUUGACGGACAGACCGACGGAAAUCAGGUGAAAAUCAAAUUUCCAAGCCAGGAUUGAUUGUUCACUUUCAAUAUUCUAUAUAUUUUAUUUUGUAUUGAGUCCCCAGGCUGGAAUUGUGUUCAUACUAACCUUAAAAUUUAAAACAUGGCUACAUGACAGAAACAUUGGACAGGAAGUGAAUUCAGAGUCCGUUAUUUCCAAAACUGAAUGACGUAAGAACCUUUUUGAUGUAAAUAAUUUACUCAAAAAAAGAGGUAUCUCGCUGCUUGACACCAACAGUGAUAACUUUAAGCCUACAACAGAUGCAGGUAUAAGGAGAGAACGCGGUCAUUCGCAGCCGGCGGCCCAGCACGUACUACUGAUAAGCGCACGGUUUACGUGCGGUAUUUUCCGCACAUCAUCGUGUUUCUCUUAGUUAAGUUUGCAAAUUUUCAAAAUUCAUCUAAAUUUUUCGGCAAAAUGACGAUGACGUUUUUUUUUCUCGAUAUAAAAUAGUAGCCAAACUUUUAGUUGGAUGUAUUCUCUAAGGCUUCAGAUUAGAUAGCCGGCAGUAUCUCUUCCUUCUAGCAUGAUGUUUGAUAAUCCUUGGGUACGAACGUAUGAUGAGUUCAUGACGCCCCUAAUAUUUUCCGCCCUCUUGGUUUUGUUUUUUUUUCAUUUCUUUCAUUUUAUUUGUGAGAAUUCUUUGGGAAUGCUUCCGCUCUUAUUUUCCUCACUCCGCACCUUGGAAAGGAGGUUUGGGUCUAAAAUUGGCUAUUCUGAAGAUAUACUAAUGGGAACGCAAUUUUUUGCAAGUGUAUUUUAUCGAAAUUUCAAUCCUAAAACAAGAUCGUAAAACUGAUGAUAUGGUCUUGACUACGUAUUUUAUACUUGACUGGAUCGUUUCCAGUCUGUGCGGUUAAGGUAUUGUAUUUGCAUUAAGUAGAAGAAUUGUACUACAUCGAUUCCCUCAAUGCCGAGCCGGAGGCUAUCAUAUUCAAUAGUUAACUGAGUCAGCAUUUUUUUAAUACACUUUGUACAAAUAAGCAUUGAGAAGCGCAUAAAGUUCUACAAAUUUAGAUUUUGCAUGGAGCUGAAUCAACGGAAGAAUCUUUAAAUCUUGGAAUGUGUUAAUUCUCGUUUGCACCGCCCCUUCCCACACAGUUCAAUUUUAUCCAUAGAACUUCUUUUUCUGAUCACCUUUAGAAUCCAAAAAGAAUUUCUGAAGUAAAAAGGACUUUAUCAUUGGUCGUUACAUUGUUCAGCGUUUCAAGUACUUUUGUCCUGAUUGUAGAAUUCGAAAAACAGUAACAACGUAUUCGUGACGGCCUUAAGAGUAAUCCUAAAAAUGGACUGUUCAAGUAUUGUUUGUUGUAUUUUAAAGUGGUAUUUGUAGGGACUCGGAUUGGAAAUUCAGCUAACCGCAGCGACCACUUUAACACGGAAUGUGAAUGAAUUGUUAUAAAUGAGACAUGGUGAUAUUUACAUUUAUGGUGUAUCUUUUGUUUCGGUUAAACCCUGCAGGACUUACUUGUUUUAAAAAAAACAACAACAAAAGCAGUAAUAACUCAACUGCAAAAACAUCAAAAACAAAUUUUGUCACGCAUCCAAAAUGUAACUUAACAAUAGUUUUUGAGGUCCCUAGAGGUGUUAAUAAGGCAAUGAGCUCCAAUCCGCAAUUAUGCGUUGGUGGCUAGCAUUAGUGGUUAGCCUUGUAACUGUUUUUCACCUGAAAGCUGAAUCAGAGCCUGGGAUACAAGAUGAGUUGCGUAAUAUCAAGCAGUAUUCUAUACAUACUUUAUUGGGUAUUAGCUGUGAUCUAUUAUUGAACAGAUAUACCGUCAGCAUGGAAACUUUUCACUAAAAAACUUGUGCAGGUGUUUUAAAAAUAAAUGGGCUGUCAGCUAUUCUGCAGACAGAUAACAUCCCUACACACCCAUCCAAAUAACCAUUUAUGACUUUAUUGUCAGGAGUGUCCCAGGAGCUGGUUUAAAACGACUGCCCAGGAGUUUUAAUAGUACUUUGACAGGAAGCAGCAAAAGAAAAGGUAUACCGUAUAUUCAGCUAAAAAGAUAACAAGAAAGCUUAAUCUAGACAGAGUUAUAUUUUUUUUCCAGAAUGAAAAAGGAAUUUCAGUAUUCUUCCUCAUUCCUCGUUCGCACGGGAACCACACCUGUCACCCGUGAGUCGUACCCCUUUUUGCCAUUUUUUGUUGCACGGGAACCAUACCUGUCACCCGUGAGUUGUACCAUUUUUUUUGCAUGGGUACCAUACCCGUCACCCGUGCACGGAACCACCACCGUAAGUUGAACCUUUUUUUGCUCACCCCCGUGAGUUGUACCUUUAUUCGCGUUUUUUUUGGUUUAUUUCGCCUUGGGGGGGGGGAGUUGUACCCUUUUUUUUUUUGUCGUUUUAAGUUGAGGCUAUUGAAAAUUGUAUGUCAGUUAACCGCUAAUAAAGAGGGAACAUAGGAAUUUACAAAGCCUUGUGGGCAAAUCCAAAAUCCUUCGAGACCUAUUCCACCCACCCAGUCGAUGGAUAAUGACCGCUCCCUCAUCCAAACCGCCAUCUUUGAGGAUUUUUUAGUUGGACUGCAUCCUUUUUCAUCAGUUAAUUACAGCUCGUAAAAUGAUUAUAACGACAUCUUUUCAUUCCUCUGAAUAGCAACCCGGUUUCCCGACGGAUCUUACGCUAAAGUAUCUCAUAUUAUCGGCAAACGACUGAAACAUUACGAUAAAAAUGUUCGCCCAAACGACACGGGUGAGGCUUGUUGGAAUAUAUAUAUAUAUAUAUUUUUGUUGAUAUAUUUGACUUAUUUUCUUAACGUUACGAGCGGUUCAACAGUUAUCAUAUUACAUGCAAUUUUAGUAUUUCGUGCCUGCGCAUUUGUCAGUUGUUUAAGGUCCACGAAUUUUCAGAUUCUUCAGUACUUUCGUUUCCUUUUGUCUAGAAACCUCAAAGCUUGCCACACAAGUGUCAAGGGUUGUUUCAAAAUCCCUAAACCCUUUACAUUCUAUCGUCAGCAUGUAUAUUCUCCAUACGGUUUGUGUUGCUGUUGGUGCUGACAAGGGGGAAUUUGUUGAGAGCAAGCAAGAGCUGCUUUAGUUGGCGCGUGAUCAUCUCCUUAAUUCUCGUGACCUUAACGUGUGCUUCUGGAGUGAUAUUCGACGGAUAAAUUAUAUGCUAGUCACUCUUAGGGAUCAAAGAGACACAACAAAUUUAAACACAGUUAUCAUCGCACCAUUUAUUUUGUAGGACCUCCUGUUGAAGUUCUUAUCGAGUUUAAACUAAUGGCAUUUGGAAAAAUCAGAGAAGAAGAUAUGGUAAGUUGAAAGAAAUUUCACUGCGAUUCAAUUUCUCUAGCAAUCAGUACCACGUGAGAGCGAAAGAGGACGAAUCUAGAAAGAGCUUCAGUGCCAUUGAGGCAUCACAGCUUUUCAUGAGUAAGUCUGCCGGAAACAGGACGAACUGGUAUUUUGGUAACCCGUUAUAUGCUCGCUUGUAUACAGAAAGGAAAGUUGGAUCGGCAUCCACCAUCCUCCUGCUCCAGUUAUGAACAAAUUAGUGGAAAAGUUUUGGGGAGAUGAAAGUUAAAAAUAUCCUUGUUUUGUUUAUAGCUAUGUAAGGUAGCAUUUAUGGGCUUCAUUCAUAGAACAAUUAUUUAACAAUUAUGUCAUCUUUCACUUUGAUAAGGACUAUACAAUCGACAUAUUCUUCAGACAGUGGUGGAAAGAUCCUCGAUUGGCGCAUGGACAAGAUAAAGUUUUUAACGCCGCAUUAGAUCCUAGUAAACUGGGAAAAGGAAUAUGGACGCCCGACACGUAUUUCCGAAACGUAAAAAAUUCAAAUUAUCAUUCAGUCAGUAGAGAUAACAUGCGACUGAGGAUUUCUAAGGAUGGAAGCAUUUAUUACAGUGCCAGGUAAAUCAGUGAUUCAACGUAGAGUAACAAGGGCGUAGACCACAUUUUCUUGUAUUGGUGUCUUACAUCAGCGCCCAUCCGGCAAUUAGAGGCAUACCAGUUGUCAUGUUACCAUUGCACAUCACUUUUCCCUAAAACAUCUUUUUUCUCUAAUAUAUUUGGAUUGAGUGGAGGGGGGUGGGGUAAGGUAAGAUCUCCUCGUUGUCUGCCAUACAACUCUUAAGAUGUUGGUUCGGAGAAUUUGUGUUGUAUCUACUAAUAAAUCCCCAAAUUUAUAUUUAUCGUUAUUCUCAUCAAUCGUCUGCUUGAUAUUGUAUGGAUAUUGUGAGGAGAAAUACCAUCUUGGUCACUUAUGGGAGUUAAAGGGUUAAGGUACUUUUGGAAUUUCUGAACCCCUAAAUGAAACUACCACAGAGCUACCAGCUGCUUAUAGUAAUAAGCCCACCCGCAGCCCACCCAAGAAAAAGGAUGAAAGUUUAUUCGUCACUUGCUCCUUCUAUCAGGAUAACUCUCACUGCUCUGUGUGAUAUGGAUCUAAGGCUGUUCCCUCUGGACACUCAGAACUGUGAUUUAGUAAUAGAGAGCUGUAAGUAUAUAUACUUUAAAAUACACGUUCUCAUCGGCACAGCGUUCAGAAAUUAGUAAACUUUUCAGUUUAACGCACUUUUAAAUUGUGGUGAGGUGCGAGUGACAUGAACUUCGUACUAAACAGUGCUAAACAGUAACAGUUCAAGAACAACACAUACAGUACAAAAAAAUUUAACCUGAUUAGAUCUUCUUAUGGUGAGAGCGACCUUCAGCCACUUUUUUGGAAUGUAAGCAUAAUAGCAGAUUGCUUCAGGAAGAACUGUUCAAAAACUUAUAAUAAUGAGGUAUUUUCAAACAGACCACCGUACUGGUGACGCUCUGACGAAUAGCUAACGCUCGAAACGUCAGCUUUAGACACGCUUUGCACUGGCCAAUUACUUUAUCAACUUGGUCGAUAAAACCAAAUUAUCGUGUUUUACUUCCCACCGGUGCAGCACCACAGUUUCUUUUGAAAUCUAUCAUCUUUAAGCCAUUAUGGUUGAUCGCCUUCUCUUGCUGGUGAUAGUUGUUAUCCUCUUCGGCCAGUUUUGUUCGUGAAUGAUAAGAAUUUCAGUGAUAGCUCCAACUUUGUUAUUGCAGAUGCAUACACUGUGGAUGAUGUUAUCUACAAUUGGAACAAUCGAGGCUCUAAGGCUAUCGAGGUGUUCGCAGCUGAACUUGCUCAGUUUGAUAUGCUACAGAUCGUUACAUCCAAGAAAGCUAAUACUAAUAGCAAAGGUGAGGCUAUUAGACGCUUGAAGCAUUUCUGUGGAGGGGGAGCUAGGGAGAAGGGGAGUAUGGUGAGAGAGACAAGGGGGACAAGGGGAUAAGGGGACAAGGGGGACAGGGGGACAAGGGGACAAGGGGGACAAGGGGAUAAGGGGACUGGGGUACAAGGGGACAAGGGGACGAGGGGACGAGGGGACAAGGUGAGAAGGGGACAAGGGGACAGGGGGGACGGGGGACAGGGGGACAAGGGGACAGGGGUACGAGGGGUAGGGGAACAAGAGGACAAGGAGACAAGGGGACAAGGGGACAAGAGGACAAGAGGACAAGAGGACAAGGGGACAAGGGGACAAGGGACAAGGGGACAAGGGGACAAGAAGACAAGGGGACAAGGGGACAGGGGGACCGGGGGACCGGAGGAGAUAGGUAGAAAUGGAGAAGAUAUGAAGGGGUCGGGUUUUUGUGUCGGUGGUUUCCCUGUCCGCCUAGCCUAAAGAAACCUUUAAGCCUAACUUUCUACACUUUUUUAUCCUCCGAAGGGUCCUUCGACAGUUUGAAGGCAACCUUCACACUCAAACGUCGAACAACGUAUUUCAUUUUUCAACAUUUCAUUCCUUCUGCGUUCCUCGUUUUCCUCUCGUGGCUUAGUUUCUGGAUAGACAGACACGCUGUUCCUGCACGUGUCUCACUCGUGAUCACGUGCAUACUCAGCACCAUGUUCUUAUUUGGAUCAGUUAACAACAGUCUCCCUCGGAUCUCGUACCUGAAGGCAGUAGAUUACUAUUUAAUAUCGUCGCUUACUUUUAUCGUGUGCUGUAUGGUGGAGUAUGUGUGUGUCUUAAACUUCACGGAUAAAGCAGCAUCUUUCUUACUGAGGAGUCAAAGUCUGGCGCCGGUGAGUGUCAUCAGUUGUUUAAUCUUUGUUGAAAUGUCAAUAUACUUUCUCCUGUCCGCAAAAGAACUUAACUUACCCGCAAAUCCUAUUGUGUCUGUGUUUAAAAAUAUACCAGCUAUGUUGCUGGCUUAAUGUCUGGAAUUUGGGUGUGCAGAUGAUAGAAACUAUUUCUUUUGAAGUCGGAAUUCCUUCGACGAAAUGUCUAGUAAAUUAUAACAGGUGAACGUUCCUUCACUGAUCAUCAGGCUCGAAUGUACGGAACAGUCGUUGAAUUCAUUCACACGGGGACAUAGCUUUGGUCAUCGCUUUGCGCUAUUUUCAAAUCUCAGUCCAGAAGCUACUUUUAUACCUAUCUUUGUCUGCAUAAUUGUAAACAAUGCAUAGCUUUAAAGCGAUGGAGCGAUGGAGCGAUGGAGCGAUGUAUUGCUGUGAUUGAUUGUUGCCAUGCCUGUUGGUCGUAAAGUUUGUUUUGAUCAACCAAACUAAUCAUAGUCCAGAGCAAUCUUUAACUGAGUGUCGAACUGGUACUCCGGGAUUGGUUUGGUUUUAUUGUAUUUAGUUAUGUGAUUAGUACAGAAACUCACGCCACUUUCUCAACCAAUCCCAUCUUGGUCACUCGUGUUUUCCCGCGCUUCAGGCAGUGACUUGUUUUUACUUCGUCUUCCCAUUGGCUCCUGGUGACAUUUUCCUUGCUGUGAUUGGCUGUUGUGAUUGCUUUGGUUUUGGUUUAACAAUACUCAAUUGCAAAUCGCUCUAAUGUUCAAUUAAUAAUUUCUCUUCAGCCUCCAACACCAAAUCCAACAAAUUCUAUCGCCGAGAUGAUGGACCAGCAAACGUUCAACUGUAACAAAGACCGUCCUUUGAACGGAGUCGCAGGAGGCUUGUCUCUAAGAAAAGGUGUUUUUCUUCACGAAAAUCUUUCUGCAUCGAGGAAAAAGACUCCUAGCGCGAGCAAUGCCUUUUUGGACGGUCUACCCACGAAACAGUUACCUCCUCAUUACAUUGACCAGUACGCGCGGAAAAUCUUUCCACUUCUUUACGGACUGUUCAACAUUGUGUACUGGUCUUACUAUCUUCCACGACGAUAA